CGCGCGCGCGCCGCUGCCGCUCCGGCGGCAGUGUGCGGCAGAAAACAACAACUCGGCGACGCGUUGAAAACGGGGAGAAAGCGACUUCCAAGUCGCUUGGAAGUGCGCGAGACGCGGCGGUUUCGCGGCGGCCGCGUUGAGCGCAUUGUGUCCGAGCUGCAAACUGCAGAGCGCCGCACCGUAACGCGCCGUUAACGAGGCUGCACUCCAGCGGAGUUGGCGGCGCUCAGCGGCAUGGCAGACUGCAGUAAACACGGAGUUGGAGAGGCGGGGUUUGACAUCCCGGCGCCGAAAGCGGCUCUAAUCCAGUAUUUCAGGUGGCGAAGGCGAGCGAGCGGCCAGUGCUCGCUUCCGCCGCGCAUCCGCGAAGCCAAACGCCGCGGAGCCGCGCGCCUCCGGAUAAAAACAAGAAAACCGGAAUUUACCGCGAGUGGACGGCGACGUGGGGGGUUCCGAGAGCCCCGGAGCCGCACAACACCCGGGGGGAGGGAAGUUUCCGCGGCGCCGGGACGAGACUUGGACGCUGGUGUGUGAGCGGGGCGUUUAACGAGCGACUCGCCUCUGAAAGUCCAGCUCAGGACUCGGGUCCGCGACGGAGGACUUUACGGCGGCUCGACUCGCUUUCUCACUCCGAGGUCAUGGCUGGACCUCCAUAAGGCCCGUUUGCCGCUGACCCGUCACCAGCACCAGGACCAUGCGGGUCCGCCAUCCUGUCUGAACCCUGCACACCCGUCCACGCGACAGGAUGACCGGCGCCUGCGUGUUCUGGAGUGUCCGGACGCUGCUCAUCAGACGAGACCCAAAGCAGAGACCUGGGUUCUAGCUCUCUGUGCCGAUUCCAAACUUUUUUUUUCCCCUCUACUGUUUUUACACGCUUGUGAGCAGAACGCGAAGGGAAACCGCUGCCAGCGCCGCUGGAGAAAUGGACCAGUAGCCCAUGUGUAGCAGGGGCGCUGCUGCAGCUUGUGGAAUAACCUAGACCCCGAGGGGCCGCUCCCGGCGCCGCCCACCGUCCCCCCCGUCUCACGGCGGACCCCACUGUCCAAUGGCAUGGGUCAAGUUCUUCAGGAAGCCGGGGGGCAACCUAGCGAGGUCGUACCAGCCGGGGAGCAUGCUGUCGCUGGCCCCCACCAAGGGCCUGCUGAACGAGCCGGGCCAGAACAGCUGCUUCCUCAACAGCGCCGUGCAGGUCCUGUGGCAGCUGGACAUCUUCAGGCGCAGCUUGCGGCAGCUGCCGGGACACUUCUGCUUAGGGGAUUCCUGCAUCUUCUGUGCAUUGAAGGGCAUUUUCUCCCAGUUCCAGCACAGUCGGGAGCGAGCGCUGCCCUCCGACAACCUGCGCAACGCCUUGGCGGAGACCUUUAAGGACGAGCAGCGCUUCCAGCUGGGCCUCAUGGACGAUGCCGCAGAGUGCUUUGAGAACAUCCUGGAGAGGAUCCACCUGCACAUUGUGCCUGAGGAGACAGAUGCCUGCACCUCAAAGUCCUGUAUCACACACCAGAAGUUUGCUAUGUCGCUCUAUGAGCAGUCGGUGUGCCGCAGCUGCGGGGCGUCCUCCGACCCGCUGCCGUUCACGGAGCUGGUCCACUACGUCGCCACCACCGCCCUCUGUCAACAGUCACAUCAGCGCAGAGAAGGGGAGCUGUCGUUCGGGGAGCUGUUACAGGCUGCGAGCACAACGGGGGACGUUCGCAACUGUCCAAGCAACUGUGGUCAGAGGAUUAAGGUCAGACAGGUCCUGAUGAACUCCCCAGAGAUCGUGACCAUAGGCCUCAUCUGGAACUCGGACCAGUCGGACCUCACCGAGGACGUCAUCCGCGCUCUGGAUUAUCAACUCAGCCUGUCUACGCUCUUCUACAGGGUGACGGAUGAGCAUGCCAAAAAGGGAGAGCUGAUGCUCGUGGCCAUGAUCUGCUACUCCAGCCGCCACUACUGUGCCUUCGCCCUCCACACCAAGUCCUCCAAGUGGAUGUUCUUCGACGACGCCACGGUGAAAGAGGUUGGCACCAAGUGGAAAGAUGUGGUCACCAAAUGCAUCAGGGGGCACUUCCAGCCUCUCCUCCUCUUUUACGCCAACCCAGACGGGAGCGCCAUCACCACAGACGAUGCCUCAAGACCCAACUCCAGCCAGGCCCAGUCCAAGGCCUCGGUCAAUGGGGACGUGCAAGCUUUUGAGCCCUCGGUUCCAGCCCCCAAGAAGCUGGAGCUCACGAGAGAGAACCUGAAUGCUCUGCUGAACCAGGGCACGUUGAAGCAGAAGACCCCAUCGGCCUUCAGCAGGAGCAGCGCUCAGACCAGCGGGGGGCGGGGCCCAGUGAAAAUCAGCAUCGGAGAUCCCAAGAGCCGCCUCAGGGAAAUUUCCAGAGAGGUUGCCCAGAAAGCGGGAGAGAUGCGGAGCAUGUUCCCGACGAGGAAGGAGCCCGGCAGGAGCGCUCAGCGGAGGGCGGAGACGCAGCGAGAUCCUGAGCAGGAGAGGACCUACUCCCGCUCCGUCUCCCCCCCAGAGGACGGCUUCAAGCAGCACGUGGAGAGCCGACUGUACAGCAGCCAGGGAAAAGGUCUCAUCCGGAGCGAAAGGACGGCCCAAGCGGCCGCGCACUCGUCCCACGAGCCGCCCCGCUCCAACUCCAGAGUCCAGGUGCCCCCCGCUGCCCCCGGCGCCAGCAGCGGCUACCGCCACCGCAGGCUGGAGCAGCUCAACGGCUACGACACCGACAGCAGCCAGGACUCGCGGGGCCGCGCCGGGACCGGAGCCCGCGGCCGCAGCCGGGCCGGCCGCCCCUGGAAGCCCAUGCGGGAGGCGCUGAACGUGGACAGCGUUCUGAGCGCCGCCGGCGACGCCAGCCCGGUGGAUCAAGAGCCGAGGCAGUACAGCCCCCGAAGGCGGCCGAGCGCUCAGUCGCCCACGCGUGCUCCCGGUCCCGGCCGCGAGCGGGACCGGGAGCACGCGUGGGCGGUCCGCGAGGAGCGCAAACCCAAGAGCCUGAUGACCAUCUACGAGGACGAGCAGAGGAACGAGACCUGCGGCAGCCGCAGCUCGCUGGACUCCGACGGCAAGGGCUGCAGCGACAGGGACCGGCCCAAGGGCCCGGCGGCGCUCAAGGCGCGCGGCGACAACUGGAAGAUCCAGAGGACGGAGUCCGGGUACGAAAGCAGCGACCGGCUGAGCAACGGCUCGGCCAACCUGGACUCGCCGGGGGUGGAGAACCUGCGGCUCCUCCCAGAGCUGCAUGUGGCCAGGGAUCACUUCCCUCCGAGAAGGAGUGACGAUCUGAAGGCGGACGUAUUUCCUGUUGGAAGAAAAUCUCCGGAUCUACAAGAAGAAAGCCUGUCUGGGAAGCCCGUGUACAGAAGGCGGGCCUUCCGCUUCACCCCUGGGGUCAUGGAGCAGGGCGACGGCCCGGACAGCGAGGCCGACGAGAACGCGGACCGCAGCCCCGUGAGCCCCGAGCCCCUUUAUUUGGCCAAGACCAGCAGUUCUGAGUGGAACAGCUCCGACGACCUCGCCGGACCCUUCUCUGAACAAGAGGAGACCCACGCAGACGCGCUCCUGCACGGCGGCCCCCCCCCUUUACCCCCCAAGACCUUCGGCAGCGGCGACGCCGACCCGUUCGGCCUCCGCUUACAGCCACCGGAGCUGCCAGCGCGCACCAGCUCCCGCGUGGAGCCCAGAAACGGCCCGUCCCUCCCCUCGCACACCACCCUCCGCCGCUGGAUCGAAACGCCCGGCGACCACCGGCUUUCAUCGGACGCCAGCUCCAAGUCGGGCUCAUCGGACCAGGACCGGAACGACCUGUCGGCCAGCGAGAGCGACGAGAGGCUACCGAGUCCAAAGCCCGCGCUGGACGAGGACACGGACUCCGCCCCCCGGACGGACCGGGCCUUUCCAACCACCUACUUCUCGGUGGAUUCUUGUAUGACGGACACUUAUCGGGCCAAAUACCACAAGAGGCCUGCCAUGCACACGAGAGCAGAGGACCAUACGUCAUCAGGGGAGAGCGACGUUGAAGGGAGGUUCCACCUCCUGCCAGAUGUUCCACCACCAGAGCCUUCCAAACUCAAAACAGAAUCAGGUUAUUCUACAACCAAGACGACUGCAAAGUGGAUUCCGGUUACUCCUAAAGGACUUGAUGAGCAUGGGUUCCUCUGAUUUCUUCUUUUUCUUAGCAUAAACACCAUCAGACCUCGAAUGAUCCAGUGACUGGAUGCCAAAAAUGCUACAGUGUGACUUCCCCUACGUGGGAUGUCUGCUAAUGAAUUUAUGUAACAGGAAGUUGGACAGGAAAGAAAAUGCCAAAAAGAUUGUGGAAAAAACUCCGACAGGUGUCCUUAAUGGCGGUGUGGCUGUUAUGGUUUGAACUACUGAAAGCUUUGAAUGAAAUGGUCAAUUUGCACAGUGAAGGUACAAAAAAGAAACAUGCCUAAAAGCAGAAUGGAGCAGUUAGUUUAGAAACAAACGUGCCCCCACUUUAUCACACUCACUCACGGGUGAAAAGAUUUCUCUCUUGCAGUUCUUUUUGUUCGAAUACUCCCAUUACAGUGUUAUGAGACGGCUAAACUACUAACCUUUGUAGACUUUGACACGUAGCUUUAGAGUGGGCCCUGUUUUGGCAUGACUUUAAAAUGGAUCCCAAGGAUCCGCAUGAAUGUGACGCCUGAGGACAUCCACGUUGGUUCGUGGCCGGUCACGCUUGCUGGGACGUGGGACGUCUUGUUGGUGCAAGCUUCUGAUUAUAACAGCAACAGGCUUUUCUUCUCUCAUUAAGCAGAGGUCAUACAUCAGAAUCAGUAAACCAGUGUGGAUGUCCAUCAGCUGUGAGGUGAUGGGUAGAUGUUAUGUUCAACAUUAGCUAAUAAGGUUUGUAGCAGGAGGCGUUUGGUGUCUCCUCACAUGCAAACCUGCACAUGACUCCUCCUUCGUACAUAUAAAUAUAUACUGUGUUUUAUGUCUGUGGUUUUCUUCUCACACUCCCAGCCUUCAUCCACUUGUCGUUAGCAAAAUCAACAGAUUCCUACAUGGUUUUGUGACCUUUCUUUAAAUGGCUCUAUUAGCAGCUAGUCUGCUCAGAUUGGACAUAGACGGGGUUUGCUUGGUUAGUGAGGGGUUAAUAAUAAUAAUAUGUUGUGAAUCUGACCAGUGGACUCGUUUUUGUUCACGUUUUCUAUAUGCAGCAGACUGAUGCACAGUGCCUUUUGUAUGCUUUUUUUAUGUCAAGAUGAGAUUAAAUUGGAACCAUGAUUUGUACAAUUGUUUGAUUCUGAGGAAUUUUUGUAACAUUUAAUUUUAUUUUUAUUGAUUAACAGUUGUUAAAUAAACCAUUGUAUUUAACCAUA
Messenger RNA from Betta splendens (Siamese fighting fish), 5334 nucleotides. Its product is annotated as inactive ubiquitin carboxyl-terminal hydrolase 53. Gene Ontology annotation, molecular function: cysteine-type deubiquitinase activity. Gene Ontology annotation, cellular component: cell-cell junction. Lineage: Eukaryota; Metazoa; Chordata; Actinopteri; Anabantiformes; Osphronemidae. Bases 1046 to 4150 code for a protein of 1034 amino acids. The transcript is spliced from 17 exons. The record is from RefSeq and is a predicted model, not a curated record. Gene Ontology annotation, biological process: response to auditory stimulus; sensory perception of sound; protein deubiquitination.